UCCGUGAGUGAGUGAGGGAGGCACUAUGCAGUCGGAGCUCCACACACACAGAGCAUGCCUGUGAGUGCGGGCUCGGGCAAACAUGAGCCUUCCCAGCCCAGAGAUCGUCCACAGCAGCAGCCCAAACUCCCGUCUGUGCCCCCCUCUUCCCACCCCCUCUCUCCACCUCUCUCGCUGCCUCUCUCUCUCCCUCUCCUCAUCUACUCUCGACCUGCGCAGCCUCUUCCCCGUCACCGCUUCAGCACCAGCCGGGAGGACAGCUCCUGGUCUCCGCACGCCGACAUUUGCCGAGCGCCGGCCGGCCCCAUGGAGGAACCCCAGGGCAACACUCUGGUCGUCCGCAUAGGCAUCCCCGACCUGCAGCAAACGAAAUGCAUGAAGUUCAAUGUCGAGUCGCCCAUCUGGUUGUCUAAACAACGGAUCCUCUGCACACUCAACCAGAGCCUGAAGGACGUGCUGAACUACGGACUCUUCCAGCCUGCUUACAACGGCAAAGCCGGAAAGUUUUUAGACGAGCAGCGCACGCUUAAAGAAUAUCCAUUCCCAGCCAUACCUCCUGUACCAUACCUGGAGUUUCGCUACAAGAGGCGAGUAUACGCACAGACUCAUCUGGAUGAAAAGCAGUUGUCCAAACUUCACACCAAGGCUAACUUGAAGAAGUUUAUGGAAUAUGUUCAGCAAAGGAACGUUGAGAGGGUAUCAAAGUUCCUGGAGAAAGGGCUUGACCCAAACUUUCAUGACCCGGAGUCUGGAGAGUGUCCGUUCACCAUGGCGGCGCAGCUGGAAGGUUGUGCGGAGCUCAUCAAGGUUCUGAAGAAUGGAGGAGCUCACAUGGACUUCAGGACCAGAGAUGGCAUUACAGCACUUCACCAGGCCGUGCGCACCAAGAACCACACGGCACUUAUUACGCUGCUGGAUCUAGGUGCGUCUCCGGACUACAAAGACAGUCGUGGUCUUACUCCUCUGUAUCACAGCUCUAUGGUGGGGGGCGACCCGUACUGCUGUGAGCUCCUGCUGCAUGACCACGCUCAGGUGGGCUGUAUGGACGAGAACGGCUGGCAGGAGAUACACCAGGCUUGUCGUCAUGGACAUGUGCAGCAUCUGGAACACCUGCUGUUCUAUGGAGCAGAUAUGAGCGCUCAAAACGCUUCCGGAAACACUGCCCUGCACGUGUGUGCUCUCUACAACCAGGAUAGCUGUGCAAGAGUGUUGCUGUUCAGAGGGGCGAAUAAAGAGAUAAAGAACUACAACAGCCAAUCUGCCUUCCAGGUGGCUAUAAUAGCUGGAAAUUUUGACUUGGCAGAAAUUAUAAAGACUCACAAAGCAUCAGAUGUUGUGCCUUUCAGGGAAACGCCCUCCUACACAAAUCGCCGGCGUGUGACCGGAGGCGAGACUCUGACAUCAUCACGCCUGCUGCCUCGCUCCGCCUCCGACAACAAUCUGAACAACGUUGCCGAUGUCGGCCCCGCCCACUCUCCCGUGCCGUCUCUGAGGAGCCUGCCGCCUCUCGCGCACACCGGGAUCGAGGCGGCGGCCGACGGCAGCCUGCAUAGCACGGCCAGCUCUCUCUCCUCGCACUCUCGCUCGCCCUCCCUCCAGCGCAUCGGGGUGGAGUCCGGCACGCAUGGGGUACGCUGGCACGCCCCCCUCACCCACUCCCACAGUCGUGGAUGCCUCAGCCCGGGGACGGUCCAGCGAGACCCCAGCCCUCCUCUGACGGGGCCCUCGCGCACACUCUCAGGAGCCCGGGGUCCCAAGCGGAAACUCUACAGCGCCGUGCCGGGUCGCACCUUCAUCGUGGUCAAACCGUAUACGCCGCAAGGGGAGGGAGAGAUACAGCUGAACCGUGGAGAGAGGGUCAAAGACCACCGCUCAAACGCAGUGGAAGUUUUAAGUAUAGGAGAAGGGGGCUUCUGGGAAGGAACGGUAAAAGGGAGAACCGGCUGGUUUCCUGCAGAUUGUGUUGAGGAGGUCCAGAUGAGACAGUUUGAUCCUCGACUUGAGACGAGAGAGGAUCGAACCAAGAGGCUGUUCAGACAUUACACUGUGGGCUCCUACGACAACUUUACCUCAUAUAGCGAUUACAUCAUCGAAGAGAAGAACGCUGUGCUACAGAAGAAAGAGAAUGAGGGAUUUGGCUUUGUCCUGCGAGGAGCGAAAGCGGAGACUCCUAUUGAAGAGUUUACACCCACACCUGCCUUCCCUGCGCUGCAGUACCUGGAGUCUGUGGAUGUUGAAGGUGUGGCCUGGAGGGCGGGGCUAAGAACCGGUGACUUCCUCAUCGAGGUGAACGGUGUAAACGUGGUAAAGGUGGGGCACAAGCAGGUGGUGUCGCUCAUCCGACAGGGUGGGAACCGUCUCUUGAUGAAGGUGGUGGCUGUCACACGCAAGCCAGAGUCUGAGGAAUCAGUCAGAAAGAAGGCACCCCCGCCUCCAAAAAGAUCGCCCAGCACCACGCUCACCCUGAGGUCUAAGAGUAUGACCGCUGAGCUUGAAGAACUAGCCUCUGCCAGGAGGAGAAGAGGGGAACGGCUAGAUGAGAUUUUGGCCUCUCAGGAGUCAGCACUGAGGCCAAAGGUGGAAUCAGAUUAUAGAGCAGCCACGGUAAAGCAACGCCCAACCAGCCGCCGAAUAACACCAGCAGAAAUCAGUUCUCUUUUUGAGCGGCAAGGUCUUGCCUUUCACGGUGCUCUUCAUCCAGCGCUGGAAAAAGCCCACAUGCAGCUGCCGAAAAGCAUGGCCAGAACCAAGUCUUUUGGAGCAACUGAAGAGGAUCGACUUUCUGCCCUAGCAGCGGAGCACAGGUUUCCACGGAGCUCCUCCAUGACAGACAGCUUGAGAGACAGCCGCAGUAUACCUCCCCCUCCCCAGACUGCUCCACCGCCUCCCCCAUCACUUUACUACUACGAUACCGGCCCUCCUCCUUCCUUCUGCCCACCCCCUCCCCCUGGCCGCAUUCAUGACCCCAGCCGCUCCAGUUUUAAACCAGGCUCCGAACCAAGACUGCAUGCUUUGCCGCAGACAAUGUCCGCAGAGAUGUUUGAACCCCCUCGUCACGCCUCCCACCUGGACCGGCAGAAAAAAGCCCGCUCCAUGAUCAUCCUCCAGGACUCCACCCACCUCCCUGUGGAGCCUACCGACAUCCCGAGGCCAGGUGCCAUUUCAACUCCACCCGAGAGGAUCAAACGGAAAGGUAGAAUCAUUGAUAACCCCUACGCCAAUGUGGGCCAGUUUAGCGUAGGCCUGUUCACGUCGCCUCCAAGCAAGCCGCAGCGGAGGAAGAGCCCACUUGUAAAGCAGCUGCAGGUGGAAGAUGCUCAAGAGAGAGCCUCACUGGCACUGGCAUCCAUCCAUGCCAGAGAGCACUCUCCCUCUGGACGCCUAGCUGCCCACCACACCAGCAGGGCCGAGUUCUACCAACAGCAGCUGUUGCAGGAACGUAGCCAAGCUCAGGCCGGGGCAUUGUUGAAAGGAAAAGGACCCUUCGCCGCCGCCAUCGCAGACGCUGUAAAAGACCGUGAGCAACGUCUGGAAGAGAAGCGGAAAUCCACAGUCUUCCUAUCAGUGGGCACUAUGGAGGGCAGUUCAGUCUCACCUCAAGAAGCCCCCUCACUCACACCGUCCCGGUCUGUAGACGAACGGAUGCUCACGCGCGAGCUUGGUCAGUUGCCACCUCCUGCCUUGGCGUUGCGUCCCUCCCCUGGGGGAACCACCUUCAUUCACCCACUGACGGGCAAGCCCCUGGACCCCAAUUCUCCACUGGCACUUGCGCUGGCCGCAAGGGAAAGGGCAUUAACCUCUCAGAGUCAAUCCCCUUCGAGCAGCCCUGAGCCCAGAACUAAACAUGACGCUGCUGGAGGGGUGCUGUAUAUGGAGACUCAGACCAAAGAGGCUGAGCGCUCUGAGGGUGAAGGGAAUUUUGCCUCAACCCCCUUUUCCCCUGGAACAAAAAGAACUUAUGACCCCUCCGUCCCCACCAGCAAGAUUCAGUGGGGAAGUCCCUUAUCCACAAGAAAAGAGUUAGAAACAAGGACAGAAAGAAAGGAUGAGAGAAAGCUUGAGGACAAGAAGAGUAUGAUCAUUAGCAUCAUGGACACAUCUCAGCAGAAAACUGCUGGCCUUAUCAUGGUUCAUGCAACGAGCAAUGGUCAAGCUGUUGGACCCAGCCCAGAGCACAGCGCCCCUUCUACUAAGGGGGCUUUGUCAGAAAGUCCAAAACCCAUGUUGGCUGAAAUAAAGCGUGCUAAGUCCCCGGGUCCCGAUGGUUCUUCAGUAUCCACCCCGACUCCAACCACCACUCCAACCUCACAACCACAACCUAGCCCGUCCUCAGAUAAAACCUUGGCUCAGGGUAGUUCUGAGGAGGAUGUGGAACCCUAUACGGUUACUUUACCACCUGCCAUACUCUCCUCCAGCGAUGAGGAGACGCGUGAGGAGCUCCGCAAAAUUGGCGUUGUUCCUCCACCAGAUGAAUUUGCCAAUGGCCUUCUUGCAGCAGCAGCCAGAAAAGCGGUACCUCCAUUAGCGAAGACAACCCCUGCAGCCCUACCUGUAGCCCUGCACCCUCCUCCCGCCACACCAGCGGCAGCUGCCGCAGCAGCACAGGUCCCCGCAAGCAGCGGCCCGCAAGCAGCCUCAGGGAAGCCGUGUGAGUCCCACCUGGGCCCAGAGUCUGCUGCUGACUCCGGGGUGGAAGAGGUAGACACUCGAAGCUCCAGCGACCACCACCUGGAGACCACAAGUACCAUUUCCACGGUCUCCAGCAUGUCCACACUGUCCUCGGAGAGCGGCGAGCCCACGGACACCUACACCACCUACGCAGAUGGCCAGACGUUCAUUCUUGAUAAGCCGCCAGUGCCUCCAAAGCCAAAGCUCAAGUCCCAGCUCAGCAAGGGCCCGGUGACGUUCAGGGACCCCCUGCUCAAGCAGUCGUCUGAUAGUGAACUGCUCUCGCAGCAGCACGCAGCUGCGCUGGCUGCUGCUGCGGGAGCCUCAGGCCCGGCCAGACCCCGCUACCUCUUCCAGAGACGCUCCAAGUUGUGGGGGGACCCCGUGGAACCCCGUCCGCUUGCAGGGGCAGAGGAAGGCAAGCCCACUGUGAUCAGCGAGCUCAGCUCACGGCUGCAGCAGCUCAACAAGGACACACGGUCGCUUGGGGAAGAGCCGCUCGGAGCUUCGCUUGACCCCGGGAGGAAAUCGCCAGUGGUCGGUGCGAGACUCUUCAGCAGUUUAGGGGAGCUCCAUACCAUCUCUCAGAGAGGCUACGGCACCACCUACACCAUCAGACCGGGUAGCCGCUACCCGAUGACCCGCCGGUCCCCGAGCCCCGGUUCCCCAGACCGCUCGGAUCCCCUGGGACCCAUCCGUGGUUUCGGACUGGCCACCUCGCCCACCGCGCCUCCCACCAUCCUCAAGUCGUCCAGCCUUAGCCUCCCUCACGAACCGAAGGAGGUGCGUUUCGUCAUGAGAAGCUCCAGCGCGCGGAGUCGCUCUCCCUCGCCCGCCCCUUCCCCGGGCAUGCCCUCGCCCCUGCUCGCCCUGCGGCCGUUCCACCAGAAGCCCCUCCACCUGUGGAACAAAUACGAUGUGGGCGACUGGCUGGCCAGCAUUAAUCUGGCCGAACAUCAAGAACGGUUCCAAGAGCACGAGAUUGAGGGUUCUCACCUGCCCGCUUUGACCAAGGAGGACUUCGCCGAGCUGGGCGUGACUCGCGUCGGACAUCGCAUGAACAUCGAGCGGGCUCUUAAACAGCUCCUGGAAAGUUGACCAUGAGCCCCCCCCCUCUGUCAGUAGUUAGUCGUUUUUAUUAUUUAUUUUUAAAAUCCACAUCUUUUGAUUUUCCUUUUGAUUUUUAAGCUUUAAACCUUUUUAAAUCGCAUCAUUGGCGGAGCGGGAGUCGGAUCCAUGCCAUUUUUGUAGCACUCUUCUAAGCCCCUCCCCACUGCCAGCAGCCAAUCACAAGGGUGUUUGAACACUUAGGCUUUGUUCACAUUGCACACAAAUCCGAUUUGGUCAGAUCCAUUAUUUUGGUACAUUAUGAAAUCAGAUAUGUCACUUGAAUUAAAGUGAUUUAAGUGACAUCUACAGCAGUUUCUAAAGUCAAAAUUGGUUUCUUCUACGAUAACUGGAAUUUAGUCUUUGCUGUGUAUUUUACGUGUUUUUUACACAUGCUGUAUCCGGAACCGCAAACAAUACACGUCAUUCUCGGAAUGAAUGAGCGACACUUUAUGGCGUUUUUUACACUUUUUAUCCCAAAUGGUGAAAAAAUACUUUGAAUCUGGAGUUCUGCUGUUCAUGCUACAAAAAUGAAAUGGAUAUGGUUAUAUACCCCAAAUCUGAUUUUUGCUGCCUGUCCGAACAAAGCCCAUGUGGGCUAUCUCAAAAUUCGUUACGAUAAACACCCAUAAAUCCCCUAGCUUCUUUAUCCAGUCAUUUCUUUAGAACGCAGAAGGGAUGCUUUUGAGGAAAAAAAAGGAAGUUCAGUUGCCUUUCAGAGUAUUUUUUUAGAAGCGGAUGAGCAGAGUAGGCGUGGCCGUAUCUUCUCUGUCUGCUGCCUGCCCCCUUCUGGCUGAGGGACGUACUACACCCGGAGAAUGUUUAACCAACACUAGUGGCUUUUUUCAUAAUCAGACUCUUAUAUAUGACAUUAGAUAGAAUAUCUCAAUGUAUUUAAAUAGCUUUUAAAACGGGGAGAGACGGCAACAAGAAAACGGACCGUGCAAAACUGCACCUGUCUCUCCACCUAGAUGAUUUAUUCCACCAAUAAUUUACUCAUUUUUACCAAUUAUAUACAUAUAUAUUUGACAGAAAAAAGUAUAUAGAUAUAUGAAUAUAACAUUUUGUCAUAAAUAUAAAACUUAUAUAUGAUAUAUUAUAUAUAAAGACAAAAAACACUGAAAACGAUUUUUUUUGUAUAUCUUUUCUGAUGGCCUGUAGCAUGAGACGUUACAUCACCAUACGGAAUGACGGUUGAUUGGUUUGUUCAAUUUGCAUUGUAACCACACCCCACUCUUUUUUUAUUUUGGUUGUUGGUAUUGUCUGUUACAAUUUUACAGAACACGGGCUUCCCUCUUGAACCGAAGCAUCUCCCAGUGGGUCGACUUUUAUUUAUGUUUAGCUGUUCUCUAUUACCUAAACACAUUAACUGGAGUGGUCAUUUUGUCUUGACAUUUUUUUACACGAAAAGCAUUCCUAAUACAGUAACACACUCUCAUGCACACAACCACACCGCUUUCCUGUACAAAUUGUAAUCUGCUGAAUUAAAGGUCUAUUCACAGUCUUCUUUGUUAGGAAUAGUUCAACCAAAACUCACAUUUAAUCACACUUUUGGCACUGCAAUCCUGUUUUCAUUUUUGUUUAUGGAACUCAAAAGGGACACAUUUUGUGGUUGUUCUUUUACAUGCAAUUACAAUGUAUAGGGUCUGAAGCUUUUAGGAGUAUUGAAGGAUGCGAAAGCACCCUAAAAUUAUAGUCCAAUAACUACACUAACAUUCAUUUUACUGGCUUAAGUUUUGGUAAUUGGAUUACUAGUCAUUUCAACUUAUUUAUUUUCAAUUUUAUGAGUAAAAGUCACUGAAAUUGUUUAUUUUCAUUAUUCAAAACAAUGUAAAAACUGGUAAAAAUAAAAAUUAUUUAAGAUUACUUGUUAAGCCACUUUUGUAAUUAAAAAUUAACUUUACACCGUAAUUCUGUAUAUUUCCAAUUUGUCUGAAGCCAUACACUAGCUUUGUGUGAGAAACAGACCAAAAUGCAUUUCAUUAUUAUUAAAGUUAUUAUUAUUAUUGAACAUUAUUUCUCUGCGCUUGACCCCACUUGCCAUAAAACAAAAAGUAGUAAUGUCAUGUUUGUAAUAGAUGUUUUUUUAAGAGUCAGAUCUUUUUAUUGAAUCAUUGAUUCACUUUCAAAGAACAGCCUAAAAAGCUUUAGUCCCUGUUAAGUGUGAUUGCGUGAGAAAGAGCCACCAUACGCACUCACACAUUUUCUUUAAAACAUAAGAGUGAUUUAUUAAUGACAUCAUAGAAUUUUUGGGUGAACUUUUCCUUUAAUCUGGCAAUCCGGUAACUUUGCAAUAAGUGUGUGUGUAAAACAAACAAGCGUGUGAAGCAGUGCGUGUGAUGUGUGUGCAUGACAGAACCACUGUGGGAUGAGAAGCAUCACUAAUAUUGCAGCUUAUCUGAUGGUACCGACUGGUGUUCGACAUCUCGUACAGAAAGCAGAAUCUAGAAUUGUAAAAGAUUUUCUGAGCCAUUAUAUGGCCUGUAUGUUAAUCUGCUAUACGCACUGAAACAUUUGGCUUACUUGUUUUGGCCAGUUUUGUUUUAUUUCGUUUUUUUCUUCUUCAUAGGUGGAUUUUGUAGCUCGUGAAAAAUGAUGCUUAGAAGAAUUUUUAUGAAUUAAUUUAGAAUGAAUUUUAGAAUGACAGUUAUUUAAAAGAUGAAGCUGAGGACAAAAGACUUAAUGAAGAAAAAACGUUUAAAAAUGGCCUAGACAUCCUACAGCUGUAUAUAUGGACAAAUGACUAAAAUAGUUGCUUUUUAUAUCAAUCACAAGCAAUGUAUAUAUAAUAGUUUUCAUAUAAAUUUUUAAAAAUCAAAAAAGAUAUAGAUCUAUAUAUGAAUGUUUGGCAUAUAUGCAUAGUUAACCACCUGUCGAAAAAGGUGAAGAUUUUACUCUUUUUAUGGAGUUUGGGGGUAAUUUGCACAAAACAAGGUGCUAGCAUUUCAAGUCAUUCAUUUCCAUCUAUCCAAAUUAUCCCUCCAUUAGGGCAACAAACACAUAUGACCUUCAAAAUCCAAGGACGUUUAACACGCAUACAACCAUCAUCGUUCUGUCCACCACCGCUCCUCUUAGUUUUGUGUGUGUGUGUGUGUGUGCGUGUGCGUGUGUGUGUGUGUCCAAACCAGACUGUGACGGCAAAAAUAGUCAUAAACAGACAUUUGAAAGUGUUCGCCUUAAAAAUCAUUCACCCUUAUGUCAUUCCUAACCCGUUUGACUUUGUGGAAUAUAAAAGAAAAUGUUUAGCAGAAGCUGGUCCAUUAUCUCUACAAUGAAAGGGACAGCUGUAGUCACCGUUCCACACCUUUGUUGUGUGUUAGAUUUCGUGGGAAUUAUGCUAGAAAUCUUAUGUAUUCCAUGCAAGAAAGAUGUGGUUGGAGUGACAUGAGGGUGAGUUUUGUUUUCGCGGUGAACUGUCUCUUUAAGAUAUCACUAUUGCUCAUCUCUUGUCUUGUUUUAAAGGCCACGUGAUUUGCAUCCGAAAUCAGAAUAGCUGCUUUCUGUCACAUGAGGAACUCCCAAAUGUAUUUGAUUAUCACUGUGUAAUAAAACCGUUUCUAUAGCGACCGUGUUGCUUCAGAACCACACAGCUUGUUCAGGGUAGAUGCCAUAUUUGAUUUGACACAGGUCACUAACUUUUUUAGAAUUAAGUCACACCGAACAGAUGUACUGCUGGAAUUUUGUUAUACCUUUGAAUAACCAAAACCACUGCAGAUUUAGAUUUGAAAGAUUCGCUCCGAUAUAAAAAAAUUGCAUUGUGUGUGCUACCAAAGUCCUGUUUGAUUUUAGAUUAUAAAAUUAUGAAAUGCCUUUUCCACAAAUUUCCAGUCUCCCACCGCCUCGGUUUGAUUUGCUUUCGUAUUGAAUAUGGCAUUUAUUCUGAAGGUUUAUCUGUUCAUCCUGAAUUCAGAACCCUGGCCCAAGUAAUCAAUUACCUGUUUAACAGAGAUUCUGACCUCUCCUUCUAAGCAGGAUGGUGUUAAAACAAGUCUGUCUCUUUGACUCUACAAGGGCUUCAAUAAAGAUGUUAAGGGGCCGUUUGCAGUCGGGCCCUUAAGAUAACUGUGAAUUAUAUGUGCUCCGCUGCAAGCCAGCCCUGAAUCUACUAUUCCGAUCUCAUUUGUUAGGUCUGGAAAAAUACAAAACAAACCCACGGAUUAAAAGAUUGAAAAAUACAUGCUCAGUGACCGUUUUCAUAUAAAAUCACGAAUUUGAAUCGAGAAAUGAGAGUGUGUGUGGAUGUGUGUAUUUGUGUGCGUUGUCCCACUUAACACUGCAUUUCUGAGCCAUAUGUACCACAGAUUUUCUCUAUUCCUCAAAUAACUUGCGAGCUGUGAUUAUCAUUGUGUACCAUUCACUCAUACUUUCAUCUUUCGUAAUAUUGAUGCUUCAUUUGAGUUGGUUACAGAGUGAUUGGUUGUUUUAGCAAGAUGAAAGAAAUGAAGAAGAAAUUGAACAAACGUGCCAAAAAGUAAUGACCUUUUUAGCUUUUCUUCAAGGGUCUUUAGAAAACUACAAGCUGUUAGAAUCAGCACUAUGGUGCCGCCUCCUGGAAAUCUUGAGCCGCUUUUUUCUUCUUGAUUUCUUCAUUUCCCAAAUGAAACAUUUCUACGUGUUUUUAUGUUUUUCAACUAUUACACUAGCCCAUAUGUGGAUGGGGUGUAAGUGGGAUUUCAUAGGUAUUUUCAUCUCUGGAUAUGUUUUGUUUGGUUUAAAUGACUGUAAGUCAGUUAAUGACUGACUGCACGUUUGAUGGACACGGUCCCUGACCUUUGCCCUUUACUCUCCCCAAUGUAGCGCAGACAUCAGGGGUUCUGCAUAUGUCAAGAGAAUGAGAAAAUUGCAAAUGGUUUCUUUGUAAUUUUAUUACAUUUACAACCAAUGGCAGGACGAAACAUGAAAUAAAACACAUCAUUCACAUGACUAUGUUCUGUAGGGUUGUCAAUCUUGUUUUCUGACCAAGAAAAGCACAAUAAAAUGGGAAAAAAUGCAGUGUACGCUGCUGUAAUGAGAUUUGUUUUC
Molecule: messenger RNA, 10797 nt
Organism: Triplophysa rosa
Lineage: Eukaryota; Metazoa; Chordata; Actinopteri; Cypriniformes; Nemacheilidae
Gene: shank3a
Product: SH3 and multiple ankyrin repeat domains 3a
Exons: 23
Coding region: 55-5766 (1903 amino acids)
Cellular component (GO): postsynaptic membrane; dendritic spine; postsynaptic density
Molecular function (GO): ionotropic glutamate receptor binding; synaptic receptor adaptor activity
Source: RefSeq, a predicted model, not a curated record